This is a messenger RNA of Jaminaea rosea, 252 nucleotides long. RefSeq lists its product as hypothetical. Gene Ontology annotation, biological process: regulation of vacuole fusion, non-autophagic. The record is from RefSeq and is a predicted model, not a curated record. Gene Ontology annotation, molecular function: GTP binding; GTPase activity. Gene Ontology annotation, cellular component: late endosome; phagocytic vesicle; vacuole. The transcript is spliced from 2 exons. The annotation marks the transcript as partial. NCBI's taxonomy places the organism in Eukaryota, Fungi, Basidiomycota, Exobasidiomycetes, Microstromatales.
AAGGUCGUCCUCAUCGGGCCCGGGUCAGUAGGCAAGACCUCUUUGCGACAGGCAUAUUUUACGAAUCGAUUCCAGCACAACUACAAGGCGACUAUUGGCGCCGACUUCGAAGCCAAGGUCGAAGCACCGCGCAAAGCCACACUUACCAUAUGGGACACGGCAGGUCAAGAACGCUUCAGAGCCUUAGGCUCUGCCUUCUAUCGGGGAGCAGAUGCUGCAUUGGUGUGCUUUGAUGCCUCCAGCGAGGAUGCG